AUGAUAUAUGCGCCCCAGCUUAUGACGUACUCUGAAGAAAAGCUAGUAGAAGAAUUAAAAGAUCAAGGCAUAAUAAGAAUUGAAAGAAUGAAGAAGAAGAUAAAUGGAGUCCUUGUCCCACUCCCCAAUUUGAUUGUUACAUUCAAUUCCAGCCAUUUGCUUAGCAUAGAAAAAGCAGCCGGGUUACGUUUCAAGGUCAAACAAUAUAUACCAAGACCGAGGAGAUGUUUUCAUUGCCAAGAAUUUGGACAUAUGUUGGGGUCUUGUAGACAGAAACUGCAAGGGAAGCCUGCCACUUGUGUCAAAUGUAGUGAACCAGAGCAUGGCAUAUGUAAUAAGCAAGCCAGAUGUAUAUAUUGUGGAGACAGUCAUCCAUCAUCGUCACUUACCUGUGAUGUAUACAUCAUGGAAAAAGAAAUUCAAACAUUAAGGGUAACUGAACGUAUCACAUUUAGAGAGGCAAAAGAGAGAGUGUUGAAUCAGUACGUUAUACUAGGAAUAUCUUUUUCUAGUGUUGCUGCCAACCAAAGAAGGAAAACCAAUGUUACCAAAAACAAUGUAAGUAAAAAACCUGUAACGACCUGUACUCAUGCAUCUUUGGAGGAGGUGCCAGUGAUUGUUGGUGCUUGUGCCUCUUUGGAGGCUGUGCCAGUGAUUUCUGGUGCUCCUGCCUCUUUGGAGGCUGCGCCGGUGAUUUCUGGCGCUCCUGCCUCUUCGGAGGCAGUGCCAGUUGAUUCUGGAGACUGA
This is a messenger RNA of Macrobrachium nipponense, 747 nucleotides long. RefSeq lists its product as uncharacterized. The transcript has a single exon. Gene Ontology annotation, molecular function: nucleic acid binding; zinc ion binding. Lineage: Eukaryota; Metazoa; Arthropoda; Malacostraca; Decapoda; Palaemonidae. The record is from RefSeq and is a predicted model, not a curated record. The coding region runs from base 1 to 747 and encodes 248 amino acids.